GGGGCGGGGCGGGGCCCCAGCGGGGGCGGGGGCGGACUGGCGUUCGUCUUUGGAGGAAGUUUGUGAUUUGGAGCCGCUACUCGGACACUGACGCAUGGAGCGGUUGUGCAGCGGGCUGCCCGAGUCCCAGUUCGGGCCUGGGUCCCGCUUGUGGGAUCACAACGUUACUUUUCACACGAACAGUCCAGAUCUGUCACCAUGUUUCCAGAAUACCAUCCUGGUUUGGAUUCCAUGCAUUUUUCUCUGGCUGACCUUCCCGCUGUACUUCCUGUAUCUCCGACAGAGCAAAAGAGGUUACAUCAGAGUCACCGUACUCAACAGGGUCAAAACGGUUCUGGGGCUUCUGCUGUGGAUUGUCUGUUGGUUGGAUCUCUUCUACUCCAUCUAUGAGAUGGUGAACCAGAAAGGAUCAGCUCCAGUGUAUUUCAUCAGUCCUCUGUUACUGGGAGUCACAAUGUUACUUGCAACGUUUCUGAUCCAGUACGAGAGGCUGCGAGGAAUCCAGUCCUCCGGAGUUCUCCUCCUCUUCUGGCUCAUCACGUUGGUUUGUGCCAUAUUGCUGUUCCGCUCAAAGAUCCUGGCAGCACAGCGUGAGAAAGGUGUGUCUGAUGUCUUCCGAUUCACCACGUUCUGUAUUUAUUUUGGCCUUGUUCUGGUUCAGUUCUGUCUCUGCUGCCUCAGUGAGCCACUUCCAUACUUUUCCAGCGUGUCAUCAGAUGUGAAUCCAUGCCCGGGAAUAAACGCUGGCUUUCUCUCGAGGCUGACGUUCUGGUGGUUUACCCGAAUGGCAUUACAGGGUUACAAGCACCCUCUGGAGGACAAGGAUCUCUGGGCACUGAACAAUGAUGACCGGUCAGAUGUCAUUGUGCCAAAACUGCUCAAAGAAUGGGAGAAAGAGAAGCUGAAAGCACAAAGGAAGCAGGAGAUGGUCGUCAAGUGCUCUUCCACGAUGAACAAUCUGGAGGGCGAGCCCCACAAAGCUGAAGUUUUCUUUCCCAACAAGGCGCAGCAGAAGCAGCCCUCGUUCCUCACAGCCCUGUGCAAGACCUUUGCUCCGUACUUCCUCAUGGGAUCAGCACUGAAGCUGUGCCAGGACCUUCUGUCCUUUGUCAAUCCACAGCUUCUCAACAUGUUGAUCUCGUUCAUUAAUGACCCGAAGGCCAGGACUUGGUGGGGAUAUGGGAUCUCAAUUCUGAUGUUCAUCUCUGCGGCCCUGCAGACGCUCCUCCUCCACCAGCACUUCCACUAUUGCUUCGUGACCGGCAUGCGGCUACGGACAGCUAUCAUUGGAGCCAUAUACCGCAAGUCUUUGGUCAUCACAAAUUCAGCAAAACGAUCAUCCACUGUUGGGGAGAUUGUCAACCUGAUGUCUGUGGAUGCCCAGAGGUUCAUGGACCUCACUGCCUUCCUGAACAUGCUGUGGUCUGCACCUCUCCAGAUCUGCCUGGCUCUCUACUUCCUGUGGCAGUACUUGGGUCCUUCGGUUCUGGCUGGUGUUGCUGUGAUGGUUCUGCUGAUCCCUUUCAAUGCCUUGAUAGCUGUGAAGAGCAGGAGCUUCCAGGUUCAACAAAUGCAGUACAAAGACUCGCGGAUCAAGCUGAUGAAUGAGAUCUUGAAUGGUAUAAAGGUGCUGAAACUAUAUGCCUGGGAAGAGUCAUUUGAGAAGAAGAUCCUGAGUAUUCGAGAGCAGGAGCUGAGUAUCCUGAAGAAAGCAGCCUAUCUCAAUGCCCUCUCCACCUUUGCCUGGACAACUGCCCCUUUUCUUGUUGCCAUGACAACCUUUGCAGUGUAUGUGUACAUGGAUGAGAGUAACGUGUUGGAUGCACAGAAGGCUUUUGUCUCCCUCUCUCUCUUCAAUAUCCUGCGGUUUCCGCUGAACAUGCUGCCUCAGGUCAUCAGCAGUAUUGUUCAGGCCACCGUUUCACUCAAGCGGUUACAGAACUUCCUGAGCCACGAUGAGCUGGACCCCACAAGUGUUGAGCGACAGAAGACAGUGACGGGACACUCGAUCACAGUACUGAAUGGGAAGUUCAGCUGGGGGAAAGAAGACCCAGUUGUUCUGGACGGGAUCAAUCUGAUUGUUCCUCAAGGCUCCCUGGUGGCAGUAGUUGGCCAUGUUGGGUGUGGCAAGUCGUCGCUGAUUUCAGCCCUUCUGGGGGAGAUGGAGAAACAGGAGGGCAAAGUGGCAAUCCAGGGAUCAGUCGCCUAUGUACCUCAGCAAGCCUGGAUUCGGAAUGCUUCGCUAAAGGACAACAUUGUUUUUGGAGAACCUGUCAGUGAGCAGAAGUACAGUCAAGUUCUGGAGGCCUGUGCACUGAUUUCUGACCUGAAUGUACUGCCUGGUGGGGACCAGACUGAGAUCGGUGAAAAGGGAAUAAAUCUCUCAGGAGGCCAGAAGCAACGGGUGAGCCUGGCCCGAGCAGUCUACAGCGACAUGGACGUCUAUCUCCUGGAUGACCCCCUCUCAGCCGUCGAUGCCCAUGUGGCCAAACAUAUCUUCGACAAGGUCAUUGGCCCAGAAGGAACAUUGAAGGGGAAGACUCGGGUGCUGGUCACUCACGGGAUCAGUUUCCUGCCACAAGUGGAUCAGAUCAUGGUGCUGGUGAAUGGCAAGGUCUCCGAGAUGGGCUCGUACCAGGAGCUGCAGAACCAGAACGGAGCCUUUGCUGAGUUCCUGCGGAAUUAUGCUCAGCGAGACGAGGUGCAGGAGGAUGAGCCCACAGUGGCCGAUGAAGAUGAUUUUCUUGCUGAGGAUUCCCUCAGUAACCACAUCGACUUGAGCGACCACGAGCCGUCAGCUACUGAGGCACGCAAAACUUUCAUGAGACAAAUCAGUGUACUUUCUUCUGACGGAGAGGCAUCGACACGGAAAUCCACUCGGAAGCGACUGAGUCAAAAGAAAAAGCAGGUUGAGAGCCUCCCAGCCACAGCACCCAAACCAGAUACACUGAUCCAGGCUGAGACAGCGGAGACCGGCAGGGUGAAGCUGGUAGUGUUCUGGCAGUACCUGAAGGCUGUUGGCCCCUGCAUCUCCGUGCUGAUCUGUCUGCUCUACUGCUGCCAGAGCGCUGCAUCAAUCGGGGCCAACUUCUGGCUCAGUGAGUGGACCAACGACUCUGGCAACAAGACAACUCACAAUUCGACCAGCCUGCGGGUAGGGAUCUACGCCGCACUCGGCCUGACGCAGGGGAUUCUAAUAAUGAUCUCCUCCUUCACACUGAUGGUUGGAGGCCUGGGGGCUGCUCGGCAGCUCCACUCACGGCUCCUGGACAACAAGUUGCACACACCACAGGCAUUCUUUGACACCACACCCAUCGGGCGCAUCAUCAAUCGCUUCGGCAAGGACAUUAACGUGAUUGAUGAAGUGAUUCCAUUGACAUUCCAGAUGUUCCUCGCAACGCUUUUCAUCUCCCUGUCCACCAUGAUAGUAAUAAUGGUCAGCACGCCGUGGUUCACAUUAGUCAUUGUUCCACUGGCCCUGGUGUACAUACUCGUGCAGGUACUUCACAGACGCACUCCGGUGCAACAGGCAACGGCAGACACUGCGGGCGGGGCACUUCACCAGAUGCCCCUCACUGUCACAGCAUCCUAG
Molecule: messenger RNA, 3592 nt
Organism: Pristis pectinata (smalltooth sawfish)
Lineage: Eukaryota; Metazoa; Chordata; Chondrichthyes; Rhinopristiformes; Pristidae
Gene: abcc3
Product: ATP-binding cassette, sub-family C (CFTR/MRP), member 3
Exons: 23
Coding region: 95-3592 (1165 amino acids)
Biological process (GO): transmembrane transport
Cellular component (GO): membrane
Molecular function (GO): ATP binding; ATP hydrolysis activity; ABC-type transporter activity
Source: RefSeq, a predicted model, not a curated record